Messenger RNA from Setaria italica (foxtail millet), 3485 nucleotides. RefSeq lists its product as uncharacterized. NCBI's taxonomy places the organism in Eukaryota, Viridiplantae, Streptophyta, Magnoliopsida, Poales, Poaceae. The record is from RefSeq and is a predicted model, not a curated record. Gene Ontology annotation, biological process: regulation of defense response to fungus. The coding region runs from base 657 to 3236 and encodes 859 amino acids. The transcript is spliced from 5 exons.
CAACCACACAACAGGUAGAAAAGAGAGAGACGAAAGGCGGCAGCGAAAGUAUGAGAGACCCGAGGCGCCGAGCCAAAGGAAAGGAGGGAGCUUUGGCCUUUGCUGGGCUGGCUGACCGGUGACCGCCUGAGCCGGGCAUUUGGCCGGACAAGCUGCUACUACUGCUAAAGCCGGCCGACCCACCCCGUCCCCGCGCGGGAGAGAGAAGGAAAGGAGAAAAAGCGGCGCCUCGUCACGGUCGCCACCCUCCUCCUCGUCCUCGGCCUCUUCUUUUCUUCCCCCGCCGUCCCUCCCCUUCCUCUGCAUUCCCCCUGCGCGCGCACCUGGCCGUCCCGUCCUCGGUGUCCCUGUUCCGCGCGGCACCGAUUUCCCUCACCUCUCGGGUUUCCUUUUUUCCUUCCCGGCCUUGACGGGCGUUCUUGCCGCAUCGCUCCUCUGCUCCCUCCGAGCUCCUGCUCCUUCGCGGCUGGUCCGCGCUCGCUCUCCCGGGUCCCGGUGGUUGGUUUCCGUUGCCGUUGCCCGGCGUGGCGUGCCACCCUUCCCUUUAAUGAGGCGCUGGUGGUUGCGGCCGUGACCGACUCACCUCCCGGGAAGGCGGAAGCAGCCGAGGAGGGGCGCCGCGCCGUGCUGCGCAGGAGCCGGCGGCGGCAUUGCGCAUGGACGGCGGGGAGGAGCAGAGCUCCGCCUCGGCGGCGGAGCACCGGCCGCCGCCGCCACCGCAGCAGCAGCAGCAGCAGCAGAUACGGGUGGUGCGCUGCCCCAAGUGCGACAAGCUCCUGCCGGAGCUGCCCAACUACUCUGUCUACGUCUGCGGCGGCUGCGGCGCGACGCUCCAAGCAAAGAACUCAGCAUCUGAUACUUCUUCAGAGAAGUCUGAUGGUGAACAUGUGAAGUAUCUCGAAGUGCUCGAAAGUUUACCAGAAAAGAACAGAGAUGCUACAUCUGAAGCUAGUUGUGCUGUCCGAGAAGCAGACGCCAAUAAAGUUGAAGCUAGGCCAGAGAGAUUUGUACCCAACAGAAUGGCAGCUGUACACAGCCAAUCUGGAUUCAGUUUCAAUGAUAGCCAAGCUACUUGCGCACCCAGCAGCGCCCUGAAGCUUGAAUCUGCGCUUAGAGAUGUAAGUAGGGAAGUUCGGGAGGCAAAAUACCGGCGCAUUCGUCAUGAGGAGAAAGGAGAAGCAAAGCAGCCAGCAAGGGCAAGAGACAACUCUCCAAGGUCUGUGGUUAACAGCAUUCCUCCUCCUAAUGCUUACCCCGGAGAAGGUCCAUCCGAGUAUCCUAUGAAACCUGGAUUUAGGCAUGCCAAUGGUGAGCUUGCUGACAGUAGGAAUUCAGAUGGUGCUAGCAGAGUUAGUGGCCUUGAGAAAGACCGUUCUGAGCUUUUGCGGAUUCUUGAUGAGCUGAGGGACCAGGUACAGAGAUCAUGUGAGAUUGCUGACAAACCCAAUGGGAGUGCUUCGACAAGUAGAGUGGUGGAUCCUGCAAGCUCUUACAAUCCUAAUGAGCGUCUGAGUCGACUGCGGUAUGGUUCACCUCAGUUGCAACGGAAUGGCUCGCAGCGCUCACCAUCCUUGAAUGGGCACACACCUGGUGUACCUCCUGCUUAUCCUUCAAUGACUGCACAGCAAGAUCUUCAUGGAUACGGGGAACCUGUCGCACACAUAGGGGCUCCUAGCUACCCUGUUGGUCCAUAUCCAUGGAGAAACUUUGAUAAUUAUUUCCAUGGACAGUAUGAUCCUGACCCUCUGAUCUCUUAUCACCAUGACGGCUUCUACCAUCAGCCUGCUUGCUCUUGCUUACAUUGUUACCACCGUGAAUUCCUACCUGUUCAUGGGGCUCCACUUGGUUUCAACCAUUGCAGGGCACCAUACCUUAUGAACAAUCCUAGCUUGUACCCUGUAGAAGGUCCAGUGAUGUUUGGUGCACAGAACUACAAUUCAAGAGGUAUGAAUGGUCUGAUGCGACGCAAUCACAUGAGGGCCACCCUGAGUAAAAAGCCCGCACAGACUUGUGAACCAAUUGUCAAUGGUGCCCCUUUUACCAUAUGCUACAAUUGCUACGAAGUGUUGCAGCUUCCCAAGAAGUCUCUCUCGCUGGGAAAAGAUGAGUAUAAGUUGCGUUGUGGAUCAUGCUCACAUGCAAUUGUGGUCAGACUUGAUGGAAGCAGGCUGGAUGUUUCAGCACCUACACCAGUUUCACACUUAUCGCCUGGGAGUAAAAAUUGCCCCAACAAUGGCCAAGGAAGUAAUGGACACACUGCCGAUGAGAGACUGCUUCCGUCUUAUAGUUUUUCUGUAGGCAGCCAUUGCUCUCAGGAAAAAGAUCUACCCUCAAAUUCAAGUGAAGCAGAUAAAAUGCGAAGCAUAUCAUCUUCUGCCAGCAUUUCUGAAGAUGAUGAAAGCCCAGCAAGAUCAAAUUCACAGAAGAACUCUGGUUCUAGGGACAUUCCUCCUGAUGCUGAAGUGGCUACCCGUGUUCCAAGUUUACCUCUUCGCGAUCAUUUUGUAUAUUCUCCAUCAGAGAGAGUGGUUGACGGGUCAGGCAAAGGAAGCAGAAGUACCCGAUCUGAACACGAAAAGGGUGUGUUAACUGAAAGUUUCAAGCCAAGCACAGUGAAAGACGUACCUGUAGCAAGCGUGCUAGACCUGUCAGAUGAUGAGUACGAUGAUCCCGAGUACAGUCAAGAUCCAGGUGAUGGGGGUCAAUAUGUUGACCACCCGAGGGCCACAAAAUCGGGUGAUUCUUUUUUCUCCAGCCUGAUAAAGAAGAGCUUUAAAAUUAAUGGUGGCAUGGGCAAUGGCAGAGCAAAGGUUUUCAUUAAUGGCUAUCCCAUCUCUGAUCGUGCUGUCAGGAAGGCUGAGAAGAUAGCUGGGCCAAUUUAUCCUGGCGAAUACUGGUAUGACUACCGUGCUGGAUUCUGGGGUGUUAUGGGACAGUCCUGCCUUGGCAUGAUACCUCCAUAUAUUCCGGAAUUUAACUAUCCUAUGCCCAAGAAUUGUGCUGGAGGAAAUACAGAUGUGUUCAUCAACGGCCGAGAACUUCACCAGAAGGACUUGGAUUUACUCGUGGGUCGUGGGCUCCCAGAUUCUCCUGACAGAUCCUACAGAGUUGAGAUUUCUGGCAAAGUAUCUGACGAAGUAUCUGGUGAAGAGCUGUAUUGCCUUGGCAAACUCGCACCAACGGUCGAGAAGAUGAAGCGCGGGUUCGGGAUGCGAGUCCCCAGGGUCAUUCAGUGAGGCUGAAGAGGGGCUUAAAAUCCGGAGGAUCUGCUUUUGUGCGCCGCGGCGGCGUCUUGCGCUAUAGUAGAUUGUUAUGUCCCACCUUCUAACCCUGCACUGAAUCGUUACAUCUGUAGAAGGCCUUUUGAUCGAGUGUGUCAUGGUGUGAUGAUGUAAUUUUGCUGGCUCGAGCUAGUUGUUGCCUGUGGAUUGUUCAAGCUUUACAAAUGCAAGUUUCAGUCAGGAUUGUGCAGCUAUCUGUAUCUA